GCCAAAGAACAAAACAUUUUGUCUUGUGUGUUUGUCAGCUUAGCGCACAAUGAGGAAUGAAAUCUGUUCGUUGGCGUUUGUCCGGGCAGUCUUUGCAGAAUUUUUGGCCACAAUGAUAUUUGUUUUUUUGGGACUGGGCUCUGCUCUCGGCUGGAAACCAUCUCUGCCUAACGUUCUACAGAUCUCGUUAGCUUUCGGCCUCGCCAUCAGUACAUUGGUGCAGGCUUUUGGGCAUGUUAGUGGCGCCCACAUUAACCCAGCCGUCACUGUGGCAUUUCUAAUUGGGUGCCACAUUUCUUUUCUACGUGCCCUUUUUUAUAUUGUUGCUCAGCUUGUGGGGGCAAUAGCAGGAGCCGCUAUUGUGAGUGCAGUUGCACCUCUUGAUGUCCGUGGAAACCUAGCCAUAAACUCGAUAACCAAUGGAUCCCCUGGACAAGCAUGUGCGGUGGAGCUUUUUCUGACAUUCCAGCUAGUUCUAUGCGUCUUUGCAUCAACAGAUAGUAGAAGAAGCGAUAAUGUGGGGUCACCAGCUUUAUCCAUUGGUCUUUCUGUUACCGUGGGACACCUACUAGGGAUUUAUUUAACUGGCUGCUCCAUGAAUCCUGCAAGAUCCUUCGGGCCAGCAGCAAUCACUGGAAUCUUUACAGAUCAUUGGGUGUUUUGGAUUGGACCUCUCCUAGGAGGAAUUCUGGCAUCUCUCUUUUACAAUUAUGUCUUUUUCCCACACAAAAAAUCCCUCUCAGACAGGUUGGCCAUUCUAAAAGGCACACAUCAGCCUGAAGAAGUCUGGGAUAACAAACAAGAGCAAAAAAUACAAUCUGUAGAGCUUUACUCUGCACAUCCACUGCCCAAAGUCAUUGAGAAGUUCUGAGCCUGUAAGAAAAACAUGUUGACGCUGUUCUCUAAUUUGGUGCAUCAGCGGGGGGUCACCAAUAUGGCACAGGUAUGGGACCUGUUAUCCGGAUUGCUCAGGACCUUGGCUUUUCCAGAUAACAGAUGUUUCUGUAAUU
Molecule: messenger RNA, 1010 nt
Organism: Xenopus laevis (African clawed frog)
Lineage: Eukaryota; Metazoa; Chordata; Amphibia; Anura; Pipidae
Gene: aqp2.L
Product: aquaporin 2 L homeolog
Exons: 4
Coding region: 50-871 (273 amino acids)
Biological process (GO): water transport; transmembrane transport
Cellular component (GO): apical plasma membrane; plasma membrane; basolateral plasma membrane
Molecular function (GO): channel activity; water channel activity
Source: RefSeq, a predicted model, not a curated record